This is a messenger RNA of Boeremia exigua, 4942 nucleotides long. RefSeq lists its product as uncharacterized. The record is from RefSeq and is a predicted model, not a curated record. NCBI's taxonomy places the organism in Eukaryota, Fungi, Ascomycota, Dothideomycetes, Pleosporales, Didymellaceae. Gene Ontology annotation, biological process: silent mating-type cassette heterochromatin formation; rDNA heterochromatin formation; regulation of transcription by RNA polymerase II. Gene Ontology annotation, molecular function: zinc ion binding; sequence-specific DNA binding; DNA-binding transcription factor activity, RNA polymerase II-specific. The transcript is spliced from 3 exons. Bases 275 to 4699 code for a protein of 1474 amino acids.
CACGCCCCCGAUCGCUGGUUCUGCGCGUGUCGCUGCUUGCAAGAGCUUCUACAGACCCCGCAGACCCAUGAGCAGCUCGCCGGGCCAUUUUCCGCGUUAGUUUCGCGACGUCGCCAGCUCUGCUCGCGCUGCGCGGUUCACGUCGCGUGCCGGAGCAAAUGAGCGCCAACCUCGCACCUCUAGCUAGUGUGGAGUGCACCCUUCAAAACGCGCCUUCGAUCCCUCCGGUCUCCACAGCACGGCCAGACUGCCCACGGCCAACCCCUCGGCGGCCAUGUCGACUUCAUCUGCCAUGGUAGUGGGGAACCCGGCCAUGCAGCAGACGCCGGCGUCGCCUGCUGCCGACGACGACGACGACACGGGCGGGAUACCGCGUCGUCCAAUGCGAGUGAAGGUGCUCUACACAUUCGACAACGAGAACAAGACAAACUGCCUGGCACGUCUGCCGGACGUCCUCAACAUCCCGGUCGUAUCUCUCGACGAGAACACCCAGGUCGGCGUCAUCGAGCUGAAGACAUGUAUCGACACCAUUGUCACUGCAAGUCCCGAACUCACCGCGAAGCUGGGCCACGACUACACCGUGUACGCAUACGACUUCUCCGAGUACGAAACCCCUCUGGUCGGCCAAGGAAUGCUUUCGUGGAUCCUGGCCUCUGCUUCGGCCACCCCCAAUGCCCCCGCUGAAGACUCGCAGACAAUGGUCACGGGUCGUGUGUGCAAGAACAUCCUGGGUCUCUUCUCGAACGGUAUCAAAGAGACAUUGGAGGUGAAACUCAAGCUUGUGCCUGUGCCGACGUCCAUGCAGAAGGAGUAUGUCGAGAACAUGGAACGCUACCACAGCCUGAGCCAGAUCAUACCCGGGGGCUUCGAUUACACCGCAUGGUCUGAAUUCCUGAAAGAGAAUCCCACGCUUGGUCAGCUGGCCCAACCAGUGCCGUUCACCCCGCCUACACAGCCUCCAGCCCGCCCAUCCACUGGUGGCUACGAGCCAUUCCACCAGAUGCUCACACGUCACAGUCCUUCUCAGGAGCCCGUCAGGAACGAAUCCUUCUACAAGCAGUCGAAUGCGUCCUUCGGGUCUCAGCCGUCGCGAGCCUCCAGCCCGGCACGCGGUGCCCCCUUCCGCCACAUCCCGUACAAACCUGAACCGCGCCAUGUCACGUACAACCCCGAACCGCGUCCUAAUUCACGAGCAUCUGUUCGAAGCGACAUGUCGACACAUUCGCCGCAAGGCCCGAUCGAUCCACAUUACACUAUCGAAAUGCAAGGGGAUGGGCCACCGAAAAAGAGAGCACGCAUCACACAGGCAACUCGACCACGGAACACCCCCCUCACAGCUCGCAGCGACUCAUUGCACAAGACUGCCGCCACAGCCUCAUCUGUUUGGCUCCACCGGCCAAUCGCUGCAAAUCCGGCCUCCACCUUUGCUGACGCCGAGUCACAACCACGGGCGCUGACACCGCGGCCAGGUGACAGAGCCUUUGGCGCACCACAAUACCGCCGUGUUCCCGCACCAAGCGCUUUGCGCCAUGGAUCUAUGGAUGCUGGACGACCAUAUGUAUCGCCGUAUGAGACGGGUGUCUUUUCUGACACGGCUAUGGACUCGUGCGAGGACGAAAGAGAUGGCAGUCCCGACGAAACACCCCGAAACAUGCCGUCCUCGCCGCCCAUAGUUCGCCAACCCACUUCUCCUACACCGUCAAGUCCUCCUCUACCGACCUUUCCCCAGUUAACGGAUUCAGGCUUCGUUAGUGACGUAACCCAGAGCAGAGAGGAGGAAAAUGUUGAAGCUGGUAGUACAGUGCCAGAUGACAGUAACCUGGUAACAAAAAGUACAGCAAGAGAUGUUGCCAAAGACACAGCGAAAGACGCAGCGAAAGACACAGGAAAAGACACAGGAAAAGACCUGGCGAAAGACGCGGCGAAGGACACGGCGAAAGACGCAACGAAAGACGCAACGAAAGACGCAACGAGACGCCGCAAACAACUUGCGCGCAUGGAAGUCGCCCCUUACGACAAAUCACACAAGCCAUGGCAAGAGGUCAAUCCCGGUCCCGCGGAGCGCCUACCCCAGACCUACAUCCCGCCUCCAAGAUCGUUCACACGCGAGCCUUAUAAGCAGGUCGCUCAGAGCAUCGAGACCGAGACGUGCAAUCAGAAGCCAGUCCGCGCGGAUCCCUCGAUGACGAAGGCACCUGGUUUGCCUCGAUCUCAAACACUUCAGGAGUACUCAGACGCUAGUGUGAUUUCCAAGAGACCACGACAGCCGCCCACGGACUCGUUUCCCUUUCCUCCCCUUGAGCAGACACAAACGGUCAGCAAAGCUGGAUCUCCCGACUCACCGUUCUCACAGUGCUCACCCGAGAGCGAGACCGCGGGACAGGUCUAUAGCCGCGAAGCUACCCCAAACGGCCCCGCCAAACGACCCGUAGCGCCAAGAACAAAGGGUCUACCCCGAUCGAACACGUGGUCCGGCAUAGGAGAAUUCAUGUCAGAUGCUCCUACGCCAUCUGAAUCUACAGCUAACGAUCCACGACCUCCACGAAGCGGGUCACACGCCAAGCGGAAGAAAUACAUCAAAGAGAGGCUUCAAAGUGCACUUAAAAGCGGAGACAUGCCCGAUCACUGUCAUAACUGUGGAGAGAUCGAGACUCCAACAUGGAGGAAGCCUUACACUCGCGUUGAAAUCGGCAUCCCGGAAGACAUCGUAUUGUCUUCUGCUGGCAUCGUGGCUUACGAAGUCAUAGAAACAGAUCCAGAAACCGAGGAGCCGAUGUAUCGCAUAUACAAGAACAAGCUCACAUUGCGAGAAAGGGAGGCUGAACUGUUCGAGACGAUGAAUCUGUGUAAUCCAUGCGGUUUGUGGCUUGCCAAGAAUGGCAGAUCAAGACCACAAAAUUUGUGGGUCAAGGACGCGUCGAAGGCAUCGCGACGGAAGCGGGUACCAAGCACCCGCAGCAAAUCCCAAUCACAGAAUGACGAUAUUGCCUCGGAUGCUGGAGAUCCAGAGAAACAGCAAGAGCCUGACAGUCAAGCCGAAAAAGACAUGCCUCCACCGUCUACGAGACCUUCAGGGAACGGCAAUGCUGCCAGUCAAGACGAUGUCUCUGGCAGCGCUGAGGCUGAGGCUGCAUUCGAACGAGCGAUUCAAUCCAGCCCAGCUGGGUUCCGGAGAAGCAAAGACUCUUCAGUAGAUGUCGAUCCUGACUUGACUCCCAAACCCACACGCCGACUGCUCUUCCCAUCUCCACGCAAAAAUGGUGAGCUUAAGACACUUGCCUUGAAGCAAGAGAAGAUCGACAAAUCGAAUCGGAUAGUGAUCCACAAAGGAGAGGUGGCACCUGAAAAUCCUCGAUGUGAGCGGUGCCGGAAACUCAAGAAAUUGUGCGAUCGUCAGCGACCAUGUGGCCGCUGCGUUGUCCAGGGACUAGAGUUUGAUGAGUGCAUCCCGGCUACGAUGAGGAAAGAUGUGUACAGGCGUAAUCCCAAUCAGCCCACUGCGGAAGCGGCCCCUACACCCGACGGAUGUGCUGCAUCCGCAUCGCCUGCACCAUCUGGUGCACAGGAUUCAUUGGGGGUUCCAGAUGAGCCGGUCAUGAGUGCCGCAUCUGCUGUGGCCCCAUCGCCUGCUUCACCUGCAGACCCUGAUGUGCCAAUGCCUGCGACUGUGGACGACGGCGAAACCGACAAAGAGAAUUGCCCACCGCCUGCGCUCGACAACGAGCACGACGAUCUGGCGUACCUGUUUGAGACCCCGGGGCUUGCAAAGUCUACCCCAAGGAAGGCCACCCCAAGGAAAGACGACGCAUUCUCUGACCUCCUCAAGACUCCUACCCCGGGGUCCCGUCGUCGCCCGCCAUUGACCCCACGACGAGGCGACGAUGACGCAGAGCAGGCCAUGACACCUUCCCGAAGCAUCUUCACGCCGCGUACGAUGCGUCCUGCCACAGCUGCGCCGGAAACGCCAUUCACUCGACAACUUAACGCAAUGCUAUCUGAUGCAAACAACUCGUCUCCCUCGCAAGUUUUCGACUUCUCUUCCUUUCCUGUCUUCGAUACCCCUGCUCGCGCGAGUGGGGCGCAGUUCUCAGAUCUAUUCAACAACGACUUCUUGUCCAGCGACAUGCCUGCAUCGAGUUCGCCGGAAGGGACUGGCAUGUUGGGACUUGGGUUUGAUCUGUACGAAGAUCCUAGCACAUCAUCUGCGGGACUUUGGCCCGAUCCAGACAUGUUCAGCAGCGAUGCUGUCAUGCUAGAUCUCGACGAAGACAAGAAUGUUUCAGACAAGAGCGACGGUCCUGGCGCGACUACCCUACUCAAGAUGACUGUUGGCGGCAUCACAGUGGAUUUUGCUUCAAUGAUUGAGGAGGUCGUUGGCAACAAUGAUGAAGAAACAGACUCUGUCGAACACGCUGUCGAUACAAGCGCUACCGACACGACCGAUGUCGACACGAACGAUGUCGACACAAACGAAGUUGAUACAAACACGGCAAACACACACGAUGCCGACACAAAUGCUGCCGACACAAACACUGUCGCCACAGAUGCUGUCGACACAGAAGAGGUUUGUUCUGCGACAGUUGAGAGCCCCAAGACGAUGGAGGCGCAAUCGAACACAGAGGUGGUUGAACGUGAGACAAGUCCGGAGGCGAUGAGCCAGGGUCUAGCACAGACUCCUGAGGCUCCUGAGGCGGAAUAAACAUGAUGACAUGAUUUGACGGCAGCUUGCCGGUUUGCGUUCCUAGGAUCAUUAAAGGCGUUACACGGUGAUCGGCAUUAGCAUAGAACGGCGUGGUUCACAACCGCCACACGAGGCAUGAUUUGAACUUUUGGAGAUAUACCACUGGCGCAGCGGGAAGCGGUUGAAUAGAUAGACCCUGUAGUAUUAUUACGGCCUCCCUUACGGAGGCCAACACCCAUGAAUCAAGAACAAGACACCUUA